AUGGGAAGUGGUUGCCGGAGAAGAUCUGACGACAAGAUUAAGAAGCAACAGACGCAUGGGGCUACUGUCCUUGGCCUCAGUGACUCAGAAAAGUUUGCGUUGGUGAAGUUUACUGCAUCAACUAUUAGCGAGCAUGUGAUGGAAAGGAAAGAUCAGGUGAUGAUAAUGACGAACAUCCCAUGUGGUCUGAGCGAAAAAGACGCGAGCACUGCUGGACUAGUGCGUCAAAAGAAGUCAAUUGAGAGAUCACCGCACUCCUCGUGUGUAGGAAUGCGCAAAGACAUUAAUGGAAAAAGCACGGCUAAGUACUACAAAUACAUCUUGAUCGCGCUACAAUUGUGGCAAGACAUCGCAUUUAGCAAAGUGAAGGAUUCGCAUUUAAAACGUGAGUUUGAACUGUGGUGUCUCGGCGCACAUGUGAAAGGACCGGAAAAUGCUCGUCGACGAAAUGCCGCGCAAGAUUUUAGGCGCCAGAAGCGGCACAAAGAUGAUUUUUUUGGUCUCGAUAAAAUUGUAUCGCAUGUCUGGACGGAGAAUACAUGGGUUGACGCACAUCUAAAAAAUUCUUUACACGUUGAAGGCCUGGCAAAGAGCUUGAUUUCACUCUCAGCUGUGUCGUUGCGUGGAGUGGCGGUGCAAGAUAAACCAUAG
This is a messenger RNA of Plasmopara halstedii, 651 nucleotides long. RefSeq lists its product as uncharacterized. The transcript is spliced from 4 exons. The coding region runs from base 1 to 651 and encodes 216 amino acids. NCBI's taxonomy places the organism in Eukaryota, Oomycota, Peronosporomycetes, Peronosporales, Peronosporaceae. The record is from RefSeq and is a predicted model, not a curated record.